GUACCGCAAAUUUCCUGAUCACCACUUCCCCAUCAUUUCUCUAGACUGCCUGAACGCCUCCAUUCACUUCCUGAAGGCCCUGGAAGCCUAUGGGGUGGACCCCUCCCGGGUUGUAAUCUGUGGAGAAAGCAUCGGAGGUUGGGUGGCUGCCUUUGUCACCCAAACCUUGCUGGGCAGAUCAGAUCUCCCCCGGAUCCGGGCUCAGGUCCUGAUUUGUCCAGUUAUCCAAGGAUUCAGUAUGCAAUUGCCAUCCUUUCAGCAGAACCAAAACGUACCAUUCCUUUCCCGGAAGUUCAUGGUGACUUGUAUGUGUAACUAUUUUGCCAUUGACCGCUCCUGGCGGGAGGCCAUCUUGAAUGGUGCUCAUGUACCCCCGGAUGUCUGGAGGAAGUACGGGAAGUGGAUCAGCCCUGACAACAUCCCCAAGAGAUUCAAGCAAAGAGGCUACCAACCCAGGGUUCCUGCCCCUUUUAACGAAGUUCUCUAUCUAGAAGUCAAACACAUACUGGAUACAGAAAAUUCACCCCUGACAGCAGAUGAUGAGAUCAUUGCUCAGCUUCCUGAGGCCUUCUUGGUGAGCUGUGAGAAUGAUGUCCUCCGUGAUGACUCCCUGCUCUACAAGAAGCGCUUGGAGGACCAGGGAGUCCGUGUGACAUGGUACCAUGUGGAGGAUGGCUUUCAUGCCUGCAUUAUCUUAUUUGAUAAGAAGCCUUUCUCUUUCCCAUGCUCCCUGAACAUUGUGAAUGCUAUAGUCAGUUAUAUAAAGGGCAUAUGA
Molecule: messenger RNA, 775 nt
Organism: Carlito syrichta (Philippine tarsier)
Lineage: Eukaryota; Metazoa; Chordata; Mammalia; Primates; Tarsiidae
Gene: AADACL4
Product: arylacetamide deacetylase like 4
Exons: 1
Molecular function (GO): hydrolase activity
Source: RefSeq, a predicted model, not a curated record